ACUUAUUCUUUGAUUUUUUUCCCUAUUUAAUUUCUUCUCUCCCAAUAUAUAAAUCACUUCUUUGCUUCCUUCUUCAAAUUGAACAACAGCAAGCAACAGGCUACAGCCAACAGCAAUCAAAGCAAUACCCUUCAUUUAUAAUUUCCUUUUGUUUUUUUUUCCUCAAAGCAAAAGGCUGCAGAAUGAUACUAUCAUCUUUGUGAGUAUAUUUUUGCCAACUUCUGAGUGUGCUGCUUGAAAUGGUGAUAGUUGACCACCAAGAACUGCAACGAUCUGUAUGUCAAAAAGGAAGACUUCCUAUAAUGGAUUUAAAACAAGCUUAUGAUGUUGAACUUAUGAGUUCCACUUAUAAAAUUCAGCAUGAACUGUGGCCAUUAGAUGAAAUUGAUUCAAGGAAUGCAAAGUUCCCUUGCUGUCGAGUUUGGACUCCUCUCCCUGUUGUCUCAUGGUUGGCACCCUUCAUUGGACUUCUUGGCAUUUGCCAGGAGGAUGGAGCUAUUCUCGACUUUUCAGGAUCGAAUAUUGUGAAUGUUGAUGAAUUCUCUUUCGGUGCCACAGCUCGAUAUGUUAAACUUGAUAGAGAAAAGUGUUGCUUUCCUCUGAACAUGUCCGUGCAUACAUGCAAGCAAGGUUACCAGCAUUCCGAAUACGGGACAGCGGUCACAUGGGACGAUGCGUUACGGUCGAGUAUACGUUAUUUUGAGCACAAGAGCUACAACCUCUUCACAUGCAACUCACAUUCAUUUGUUGCAAAUUGUCUCAACCGACUCUGCUACAACGGAUCGAUGGAUUGGAACAUGCUAACGGUGGCUGCUCUAAUACUAUUUAAGGGUCAUUGGGUCGACAACAUGUCAAUAAUAAGAUCUUUCCUCCCUUCCAUGGUGGUGCUCUGCCUCGGGUUAGUAUUGGUCGGCUGGCCAUUCUUGGUUGGAUUGUUCCUAUUCUCUCUACUCCUCAUGGGGUAGUUUGUAUUGGGAACUUUCUAUCUGAAAACCAUUUUGGAAUGCUAGAGCAACUGGUCAAAGUUGAAGGUUACUUGAUCCAAUAAUUUAUUUUUGAAUAAUAUUACCUUUGGAGCCUAAUCUGAUCCAUAAGGUGAAAGUUAAAGAUCACAGGAGAGGGGACGUUUGUUAGAUUUGUCACAUGAAAUCCUCGAAUCCGCAGUAUAUUUUGCCUUUAAAGCAGUGGACCAUAACUCCCAACCCCCUACAUGUUCCUCUCAUUUAACUGGUAAUCACAAUUUUAUUAUAUAUAAAUAUAAGCAGACAUAGAUAUAUGUGCUUCAAGAACAA
This is a messenger RNA of Hibiscus syriacus, 1292 nucleotides long. Its product is annotated as protein REVERSION-TO-ETHYLENE SENSITIVITY1-like. Lineage: Eukaryota; Viridiplantae; Streptophyta; Magnoliopsida; Malvales; Malvaceae. The record is from RefSeq and is a predicted model, not a curated record. Gene Ontology annotation, cellular component: Golgi apparatus; endoplasmic reticulum. Gene Ontology annotation, biological process: response to ethylene; regulation of ethylene-activated signaling pathway. The transcript has 3 exons. The coding region runs from base 240 to 965 and encodes 241 amino acids.